AUUUGAAGCCAUGCCGACAAAGAACGACUGCACAGAGUGUAAAGCGGGCGACGCGACGCUGCACCCCGCGGCGGUCGAGUCCACGGGAUGCCGACAACUAUACGAAUCUGUCGAAGCGUGCAUGAAGAAGCACACUGGAAGUGUGUCAGCGUGCAACGAGGAAUGGACUGCGUUUCGAACGUGCCAUCGCAAAGAGCGACGAACGCGAACCCCUCCUGCAGCCCCGUAACCACCUGUGGAGAAAAUGUCCACUGGACAUCAUGAUGACUUGCUCAGACUAGUCGCUAGUAUAACGUUAGACGCAUAACUCUCCAUUACGUAAGCCAUCCCUCCACGCCUACAGUACCGGUCUUGCCG
Aphanomyces astaci is the source of this 357-nucleotide messenger RNA. RefSeq lists its product as hypothetical. The coding region runs from base 11 to 229 and encodes 72 amino acids. The transcript has 3 exons. Lineage: Eukaryota; Oomycota; Saprolegniomycetes; Saprolegniales; Verrucalvaceae. The record is from RefSeq and is a predicted model, not a curated record.